ACUAAAUCGAGAACACUGAAUCAGGUGGUGUGUAGUGCUCUAGCCAUCCACCCCCCACCCCCCUACACACACAGAGUUUUCCACCUUUAAAUUAAGCUCGCCGCCACCUCACCCUAUGGAAGAAGACCAAGACCGCGAUUCGGCAGCUGAAGCAGCACCAGCUCAUCACCUUCCCCAAGAAAACAGCAACAAAACCACCAAGGACAACUCGACCACCGCAUCCACCGCCACAACAGAAACAACGGACAGCAGCAACAGAAAGUGCAAGGGCAAAGGAGGCCCCGACAACAAGAAGUUCAGGUACCGCGGCGUGCGUCAGCGGAGCUGGGGCAAAUGGGUAGCUGAGAUCCGCGAGCCGCGUAAGCGCACUCGCAAGUGGCUGGGGACCUUCGCCACUGCCGAGGAUGCUGCCGGCGCCUACGACCGGGCCGCCAUCAUCCUCUACGGUUCCAGGGCACAGCUCAACCUCCAGCCCUCCGGUUCCUCGUCCCAGAACUCCAUGGGCGGCUUCUCUUCUUCCUCCUCAUCGUCCAGCUCCUCCACCCAAACCCUAAGACCCCUUCUCCCUCGCCCCUCCGGCUUCGGCCUUACUCUGCCCUACCCCUCCUCCUCUCACCCGGUCCCACUCAUGGCUUCGGGGUUCGUUCCUUACGGUGUUGGCGUAGGGUUAGGAGUCUAUCCUAACGUUGCUGCUGCUGCCGCCGUCGCCGGUGGUGGUGCAACUUCGUCCGUGCGUUUGAAUCAGCAUCCUCAUCAUAAUAAUAUGUUAGAUCAAGAUCAUCAUUCUCAAAACAACAUUAAUCCAUUGCACCAACAGCUACAGCAACAGCAGCAGGUUGUGGUGCAACAAUUUCAUCAUCAGUACCCCAUCUCGUUAUCUGACGGCAGCGGUUGUGACACAUCAACCUCGAAUCAAUAUCCAAACCCUAGUCACGAUCAAUACCAACUACAACUACACCAUCAGAAUAACAAUAAUCUGGAGUGUUGUUCGUACGACGAUGUCAUGAAUUCGCUUGUGGGAUCAGGGUUGUCUACGGAGCCUAUGGCGGUUGCACCGGGGUGUUCUGACAUUCCGAUGGGGGGAGUGGGGCCCAUUUCGCCGUCGAUGUGGCCACUGACAAGCGAGGAAGAGUGCGUUCCGAGUCUUUGGGACCACGGCGAUCCUUUCUUCUUGGAUUUGAAGGGAUUGGAUUCGUGA
Pyrus x bretschneideri (Chinese white pear) is the source of this 1198-nucleotide messenger RNA. RefSeq names its product ethylene-responsive transcription factor ABI4-like. The coding region runs from base 116 to 1198 and encodes 360 amino acids. NCBI's taxonomy places the organism in Eukaryota, Viridiplantae, Streptophyta, Magnoliopsida, Rosales, Rosaceae. Gene Ontology annotation, molecular function: transcription cis-regulatory region binding; DNA-binding transcription factor activity. The transcript has a single exon. The record is from RefSeq and is a predicted model, not a curated record. Gene Ontology annotation, cellular component: nucleus. Gene Ontology annotation, biological process: positive regulation of DNA-templated transcription; response to stress.